This is a messenger RNA of Capsicum annuum, 618 nucleotides long. RefSeq names its product serine/threonine-protein phosphatase PP1 isozyme 1. The annotation marks the transcript as partial. Lineage: Eukaryota; Viridiplantae; Streptophyta; Magnoliopsida; Solanales; Solanaceae. The record is from RefSeq and is a predicted model, not a curated record. Gene Ontology annotation, molecular function: protein serine/threonine phosphatase activity. The transcript has a single exon. Gene Ontology annotation, cellular component: nucleus; cytoplasm.
UUAAUCCAUCUCCUUUCCCCUCUUUGUUUUUUGGUCUGGAUUCUAGGUGACAUCCAUGGCCAGUAUGGUGAUCUUUUGAGGCUUUUUGAAUACGGGGGAUUUCCUCCUGAGGCUAAUUAUUUGUUUUUAGGGGACUAUGUGGAUCGUGGCAAGCAGAGUCUGGAAACAAUAUGCCUUCUACUUGCAUACAAAAUUAAAUAUCCUGAGAACUUCUUUCUCUUGAGAGGAAAUCAUGAAUGUGCUUCUAUUAAUCGGAUUUAUGGAUUUUAUGAUGAAUGUAAGCGCCGAUUCAACGUGAAGCUAUGGAAAUGCUUCACUGAAUGUUUCAAUUGUCUUCCCGUUGCUGCUCUCAUAGAUGAGAAAAUAUUGUGCAUGCAUGGUGGUCUUUCUCCAGAUCUAACAAACUUAGAUCAGAUAAGAAAUUUACCUCGUCCAACUGAUGUUCCAGAUUCUGGUUUGCUCUGUGAUUUGCUUUGGUCAGAUCCUAGCCGGGAAGUUAAAGGUUGGGGAAUGAAUGAUAGGGGAGUUUCGUAUACUUUUGGUCCUGAUAAGGUUGCAGAAUUCUUGAUGCAACAUGAUAUGGAUCUUGUUUGUCGUGCCCACCAGGUAUUUAUAUGA